This is a messenger RNA of Setaria italica (foxtail millet), 2373 nucleotides long. Its product is annotated as probable inactive beta-glucosidase 14. Gene Ontology annotation, molecular function: beta-glucosidase activity. The coding region runs from base 934 to 1824 and encodes 296 amino acids. Gene Ontology annotation, biological process: carbohydrate metabolic process. The record is from RefSeq and is a predicted model, not a curated record. Lineage: Eukaryota; Viridiplantae; Streptophyta; Magnoliopsida; Poales; Poaceae. The transcript is spliced from 12 exons.
UUUAGAUCCUGCAGUGAUCACAUAUACAGGAUACAGAUCUUGAGCUGCUGUGACAUGUCCGGCUGGAAUCUAAUACACGUGUUCAUCAGCUAUGCUACACCCCACAAGAUGUAUAUGUGGUCGACUACUGGCCUCUAGGCCGUGCAACACGCACGAGCAAGUCGUUCUUCCGUUGCCCCACGUCCAAUGAAGUCCCUCUCCAAAGAGGGAACAUGUUUGAGAGGACAGAAGGCAAACAAAAACAGAGGAGAUAAAGAGGAGAAAAGCGAAAUCCCACGUGUCUUAGAUGGCCUCAACACUCAAUUUUCAUGUCCUAGAUCGUGACAAGAUUUAUGCUUUAGGAUGGUGACAAUUCGGUAAGGAAAAGUCAAGUGAGUUUUAUAGCCUAUUCCCCUACUGCCUACUGGCACCUUUAUACUAGAGUCAUAGUUAGUUUACAUACUCCCUCCGUCGUCCAUAAAUAUAUGGACUAGCUGCCUUGUUCUAAACGUCAUAUAUCUAUGGACAGAAAUCGUGCACCUUUUUAUAAUCAUAUUGCAAUAAAAUUAGGAUGUCAUUAGAGCCUUCUCAGAAAGCCUAUUUUUAUUAUACGCUAAAAAGUCCAACGGAUAGAGCCCCUAAAACACACAGGCUUGUAUAGACAGACACUCGAAAACCUCGGGAUCGAGACAUAAAUAAGAAGGUAGAGGCAGGGGUUGGAGCAGCAGCGAGCAAGACGAAGGAGAUGGCAGGCGUGGUGAUCGGGCUCGCACUCUUGCUUGCUUGCUCAUGCGCUUCAGCUAUUGAUCGCGCCCAGUUCCCUCCAAAAUUCCUGUUCGGGACUUCCACGUCGCCUUACCAGAUUGAAGGUGGGUAUUUGGAGGGUACCAAAGGCUUAAGCAAUUGGGAUAUCUUCACCCAUAAGCAAGCAGGUUUUGUUACAAAAGGUUUUAAAUGGUUUUGGGUACAAUUAAGGAUGGGACCAAUGGUGAUGCCGCUGAUGAUCACUAUCAUCGUUACAUGGAGGACAUUGAAUUGAUGCAUUCCUUGGGUGUCAACUCAUAUCGAUUUUCCAUUGCAUGGGCAAGGAUUUUACCAAAGCUGUUAAAUAAAGGUGGUGGUUGUUGGAAUUCAACUCUUCCUACAGGAGGCCGCUUCGGGCAUGUUAAUCCAAAUGGUGUAGCAUUCUACAAUGCCCUUAUCAAUGCUCUUCUACAAAGAGGCAUACAACCAUUUGUAACGAUAUGUCAUUACGACAUUCCAUAUGAACUGGACAAGCGAUAUGGUGGAUGGUUGAGCCCGGAAAUUCGGAAGGACUACAGUUACCUUGCAGACGUAUGCUUCAGGAUGUUCGGUGACCGAGUCAAGUAUUGGAUAACGUUUAAUGAGCCAAAUAUGUUCACAAAAUCCAGUUAUAUGUAUGGACGGUACCCUCCUGGUCACUGCUCUAGGCCAUAUGGGAACUGUGCUUUCGGAGAUUCUUCAACUGAGCCCUACAUAGUAGGUCACAACAUAGUAUUGUCUCAUGCAAAUGUGGUCAGCAUUUACAAGAAAAACUAUCAUGGGAAACAAGGUGGUCGUAUUGGAAUGACUGUUCUUUCAAGAUGGUACGAACCAUUCCGAAAUACCACAACAGACAUCUUAGCAGUUGAGCGGGCUCUAUCUUUUGGUGCUCCAUGGUUUCUGGACCCAAUAAUUCUACAUGUUGGUGAAAGGGGUCGCCAGGCUUCAAUUCUGUUCCAUAUGGGAUGGAAAAAACGGUCAUGUAUUUCAAAAGAAAAUAUAAUAACACACCGAUGUAUAUCACCGAAAAUGGUUAUCCUCAAGCGAGCAAUAGCAGCAUGACCGCCAAGGAUUUUACCAACGACACAGGAAGAGUUGAUUACCUUGAUGGUUACAUCACCUUUCUAGCCUCAGAAAUAAAGGAAAGGAGCUGACGUGCGUGGAUACUUCAUGUGGUCUUUUCUCGACAAUUUUGAGUGGAAUCAUGGAUACACCCUAAGAUUUGGGCUCUACCACGUCGACCUCAAGACGAAGAAGAGGACCCCGAAACUGUCGGCGAAAUGGUACAGAGAUUUCCUCAAGGGGUCGCCUCAUCUGAGAACGCGGCUUGGAGACGGACACUCGGAGCUGCACCAGUACACUGCUGCAGCCUGAUCCGCGAACCGUUUCCUCCUCGGCAGAUCAUCAGUGUGCAAAUGUUUGUCAUGCUUUUCACACACAGUUCAUGGGUUAUAAUAGCGAUGUGUGUUGUCUGGAGGAUUCUGUGUAUGUGUGUAAUGUAAGUCUGUUGUGACUUGUGACUAGUGGGACUUAUAUUAUGUGCAGUCCAGUAGGGCUGCUAAGGGCCGUUGGAUCUGGAUUUUUUUUUUAUCAGAAUUCUUUCAGAAUCAA